Messenger RNA from Lactuca saligna, 360 nucleotides. The record is from the annotation of a GenBank genome assembly. Lineage: Eukaryota; Viridiplantae; Streptophyta; Magnoliopsida; Asterales; Asteraceae.
AUGCCCUGCAAGAGGAAAGAAGCGAAUCCUUCUGUCGAUGUAGGAUUUGGGGACACCGAGGUUGAGAAGACUCUAUCGUUGGAGGUGAUAAAUGAAUGCACGGAUGAUUCCAUAAACAUUUCUCCUCUCAAGCAUGUGAGUAAGGAUAUUAGAUUACAUGAGUGCCCCAUUAACUCCAAACCUAUUUUAACUAAUACCAUUAACAUCGCAACUAGACUUACUACCUCAUUUGUUCCUCCCGAGGGUUCAAUAGAGGUAUCUCAUAUUCAAUCUGAUGCUAUUGUGAAUUCUACUAUUGCUCCUUCUUCUACCCGUGUUACCACUUUUCCUACCGAUGUUGCAAAGAAAGAUUUUCGUUAG